GUCGGUUGCGAAAUCUUGGCAAGAAACAUGAAAGCUAUAGUCGCUCUUCUCGGAAUUGUGCUGUUCGGCAUUGCUGGAGCGAUGGGUACACCUGUUGUAGUUGGACUGCCUCUUCCGCUGCCAAUUGGCGUGGGAUUCGGAAUACCACCGCCUCCACCACCACCUCCACCGCCACCACCACCUCUGUCGUACGGAUACUAUUCGUACCCCCAGCACCACCACCAUCAUCAUAAUCAUGGAUAUGGCUACGACUACGGAUAUGGGAACUAUGGAUAUUGAGAAACCACUGAGUGGGAGUGUAGAAUAUUAUGGAAUGUGUUAUAUAAUUUAUUAAACUAUUUAUACAUAAA
This is a messenger RNA of Drosophila santomea, 350 nucleotides long. Its product is annotated as vitelline membrane protein 15a-3. The coding region runs from base 28 to 279 and encodes 83 amino acids. The record is from RefSeq and is a predicted model, not a curated record. Lineage: Eukaryota; Metazoa; Arthropoda; Insecta; Diptera; Drosophilidae. The transcript has a single exon.